GGAAAGUGUGCUUCUUUUUUAAAAAUGACCUUGUCGGGGGUUGUCUAUAUGAAAGAGGCUUCUUACGUACACUCUAUUUUAAAUAGUAAACUCUCGAAGUACUGUGAUGGGUGUUUGAAAAGCAUUCCUAAUCUUUGGUCAUGCUCUUCUUGCAAAAUAAUGAUGUAUUGUUCCCGCGACUGUCAGCGUCUUAUGUGGCGUGUGCACAAACUUGAAUGUAAACAGUACAUUAAAUGUGGACGUCUACCGAUAGCCCCUGUCCGUCUUAUUUUAAGGAUUAUCAGUAUGCAGGUUUGUUUGUAACAUGCUUAUUAUUACGUCAGGACCCGAAGUGCCAUAUCGAUUCUCUUAUCUCCCGUAAAUACUCGUAGAUAUUGAUAUCUUUUUUUAGACGAAAACGAAAUACGCAAUAAUUCUAAACUUAUGGAAAAGUACCACACAAUGAGGCUAACCCUAUGGGAAUUUUUGGGUGGGGAAGUGUUUGCGAAUGAGGGAACUCUUUUCCAAAUAUUUUGUAAAAUUCAAAUUAAUGGCUUCAUGAUUACUGAUCCAGACGGUGUGGAUGUUGGACCCGCGCUUUUCCUCAAAGCCGCUCGUCUAGAUCAUUCUUGUGUUCCUGACUUGCAGUACGUAUUUUCAAAUCGUCAAAUUGUUCUGUGUAGAUACCCUUCAUCUACGUGUUCGGCGUCACCCCACAUUAGUUACUGUGAUUGUAUGACAACCACUGAAGAAAGACAAAGGUAUCUGUUGAAUAACUAUUACUUUAAAUGUGAAUGCAGUUUAUGUGUAGAUACCAACCGUGAAAAAAAGAUUACAUCACUCAUUUGUUGUUCAUCUGACUGUUUAAGUGAACCACUACAAUUUGACAAACUACCUUCUUCCGUUAAAUUGAAGGAAUGUAACAAUGAUAAACUACCAAAGCCCAUUAUAGUCCGUUACUGUUUUGUAUGCCUCCGAGUCUACGAUGAUAAGCUAAUAAAUCGAAUUGCAGAUAAUCUGUAUGGCAAAACUGAAGUACAUUCAGAUGUUGAUACUGCUCUAGAUGCGCUAAUUAUGUACUUACGCUGUUGUCAAAUUGAUGAAUCUAUACAAAAUAUCCAAUUGAAAUCAGUUAAGGAUAUACAACUUGAAGAAUCUUGUUCUUAUUAUAAAUUAUUUGGCCAUAAAGACAGUUUAUACUUAGCACGAUGUUGUUCUCGUGUUCGAUUUAUACAUGCAAUACCAUUGAAUUCAUUACUAGAUAAUUUGAAUGGUCGUCAUCAAUAUAAUAAAACGAAUUUCAAAGUUUUUAAAGAUUCCCUAGUAAAUAUUGUUAUUGCUAGCAGUUUGAGUGAAUUCUACUGGAGAACAACUUGGUUAUUGUCAGAUCGUUUACAACUUGGUCGACUGGUUUAUUCAGUCACCUCUUUCCUAUUAUCCCAUAUAAGUGAUACUAGUGAAUUUCACAACUGUAACCGAAUGGAUAAAGUUAAAAAUUAUCUGAUACAUCCAUACAAUACAUACAAUAAUUUAGAUUGUCUAGGUCGUGUUUUAUGUAAAUUUUCAAGAAUAGCAUAUGAUGUAUUAAGUCCACUAGCUGCUUAUAAUCCUGAUUGGCAAAAAUGUAUGAGCAUAAUUGAGUAUUAUAAAGCUCAAGAUAUUGAAGAUAUUGAUAUAAUAAAUAAUCAACUGAAAUUAGUGUGACUUAAUGGAUUUUAUUUUAAAUAACUUUAAUGUUCUGAUUCAGUAUAUGUACAAAUCCUCUACAAAGUGCAUUUAAAUUUCGAAUAAAUUCGAAGAGAUUUGAUUCUUUUGUUAUACAAUUUAUUUUGUAAAGCUGUGUAUUUAAUUAUUUACGUUUCUUGAAUAAAUCAAUUUAUAUCAUUAACAAUGACUAUGAAAUAUCCUUCGCUUUGUUACUAUGUUAAUAUGUAUUACUUUACAGCAAUCUGAAUAAGUCCGAAAAUAUUAUGUUC
Molecule: messenger RNA, 1955 nt
Organism: Schistosoma margrebowiei
Lineage: Eukaryota; Metazoa; Platyhelminthes; Trematoda; Strigeidida; Schistosomatidae
Source: the annotation of a GenBank genome assembly